ACACACCAUCUGUGUGUAUAUAUAUAUAUCUAUAAAACAGUCGAAAUCCGGCUCACUCACUCACUUUGCAGGUCAACAGAUUCCUCUCUCGCUCUCUCUCUAUAUAUCGCUGAAGGGGUGUUCUGAGAUCACAUAGCACAAUGGUGAAGGCUGUAGCCGUUCUUGGCAGCAAAGAGGGUGUCAAUGGAACUGUCAACUUUACCCAAGAAGGAGAUGGUCCAACUACUGUUUCUGGAACCCUUUCUGGACUUCAGCCUGGGCUUCAUGGUUUCCAUGUUCAUGCUCUAGGGGACACCACUAAUGGUUGCAUGUCAACUGGACCUCAUUUUAAUCCAGCUGGUAAAGAGCAUGGUGCGCCCGAGGAUGAGAACCGCCAUGCUGGUGAUCUUGGAAAUGUCAAUGUUGGUGCUGAUGGCACCGUCACAUUUACCAUUCAGGACAGCCAGAUUCCAUUAACUGGGCCACAUUCCAUUAUUGGAAGAGCUGUCGUUGUUCAUGCUGAUCCUGAUGAUCUUGGCAAAGGUGGCCAUGAGCUAAGCAAAAGCACUGGAAAUGCUGGUGGCAGACUAGCAUGUGGUAUUAUUGGUCUACAAGGAUGAACUGCUUUCUCCCCGUCGACAACGUGAUAAAUAAACUGAUGCAGUUCAAAUAUGUAUCAAACCUUUUGAGAAACUUAAUUAGACAUGAGACUCCUUCAAUAAUUGAGUGUGAACCGCCAUGUAUCUUGGUUGUGCUGCUUUUGUGAUGUUGGAUCGUAAACUUCGUUUCCAUGUUGUUUUCCUUAAUUUGCUUCGUAGCUCUGAAUC
Molecule: messenger RNA, 806 nt
Organism: Tripterygium wilfordii
Lineage: Eukaryota; Viridiplantae; Streptophyta; Magnoliopsida; Celastrales; Celastraceae
Product: superoxide dismutase [Cu-Zn] 1
Exons: 8
Coding region: 141-599 (152 amino acids)
Biological process (GO): removal of superoxide radicals
Molecular function (GO): copper ion binding; superoxide dismutase activity
Source: RefSeq, a predicted model, not a curated record